GCCCUGUUAGCCUUCAGAUGAAACUGUGUUUGGUCAGUCAUUCUGACGAAGAGUUCACUUCUACAGGUUAGUGCUGAGAACAGGAGAAAACAAAAGCAGCAGAAUUUAACAUUUGGCUUUUUAUAGCUUCACGCUCAAAGCUAAACGCAUUAAAAUUCAGAUGCAGGCUUGAAAAAAAAUCAUCUUUCAGAAUUUUUUUUUAUCUGCUUGCAGGUGCCUUUGGGAGGAUUGUUUGAAGUCAAUCACUUGGGGAGCUGUCUUGAAAGCGCUCAGAUCGAGCUUUAAGAGAGACACAAUGUACGGGCUGCUGUGUGAGAGUCUGCACGACUUCAUUAAGGAGUCGUAUGGUGAUGAUGUCUGGAAGCUGGUCAGAGAAAGAGCAGAUGUCAGGUUACACUCCUUUGUCACCCACCAGGUACCGUGUCUGUAAGAUGAUUCCGCAUAACAAUACUUUCACUGCCUGCCUAUGUAUUUAUCACACUGCCUACUUUUCUCUGAGGCGCCCUACUCCUAAUGUGAAAACAUCUUUUUUUCUUCUUUCUCUGAUAAUAACUUCUAUAUAUGUGUGUCUGCAGGUGUAUAGUGAGAGUGUGAUACCUCGCAUUGCGAAGGCUGCCAGUGGAGUGACAGGCACACCUUACAAUGAGCUGAUGAACUCCUGGGGUGUAUAUUUCCUGGGCUUUGUGGGGAAAUAUGGCUAUGACAGGAUCCUGAAGGUAAAGAUUUAAAACUCUGCUGUGAUUUCAAAGGGGUGGGGAAAUUAUCCUGCAUACUCUGUUUCUCUCAAACUACCAUUUUUGCAAGUGGCUGGUGAUUUCUUUCUCAUAAAUGAUAUGUUUUUAUUAAAGAUUGGUCAACAGCAGCAAAGUGCACAAUAUCCUGACUUAUGGUUACUGUUAUGGAUCAAGCUUGGUCCUAAAUUUUCCAGACUUGAUUACCCUUGAGCCCAAAUAAACCACAGAGAAAAUUUAACAGCAGGCUGAGUAGCUCUCUACAUUAUGGGCAUACUGACCUUUCAUCGUAAAUCAUUCAAAAGUUCCUGUUAUGGGCACUAAAAUAAAAAAGUUAGAAAUACUGGAGACAUUAUCUGUCACACUUUUCACUCUUCCUUCAUCAGGUUUUGGGCCGCCAUGUUCGUGACUUUGUCAACGGCCUCGAUAAUCUGCAUGAGUACCUUCGCUUCAGCUACCCCAAGGUGCAACCUCCAACCUUCUUCUGCCAGGAGGAGUCUGCCACCGGAGUCACCCUGCACUACAGGUCUGAAGGAUGAGAGUAGAGAGUGAUAGAUGAAUGGGCAUCAGAGAUAAAAGUAGGAGCUGACAGGCUGAAAGCUGUGUGAUUACAUCCUUUAGACUGACGUUGAUCUUUUAUCUGUUUGUGUGUAUGUGCGACCCGCAGGAGUAAGCGCAAAGGCUACCUGCACUACGCCAUGGGUCAACUCCGGCAGAUGGGGAAACAGUUUUAUGAUACUGACAUUCAUGUGGAGGUGCUGUCUGAGCAAAUGGUCGGAGACUACUCCCAUGUCACCAUGCGGUACACACACACACACACACACACACACACACACACACACACACACACACACACACACAUACACACACACACACACACACACAAUGAAGGAAGUGUAUUUACUUUGGUUCUGUUGAUAAAUACAUUUUUUAGUUAAUUUUAAGCUUUUUUCCUCUCUAUUUUAAGAGGGAAGCGAUGUAGUUCCCCAAACCAAUGGUUACAAACCCUAUUACGCUUCUCAUCCAUCUCAAUUGCCACUACUUAGCUCCUAUGUGCUGCAAGUGUUAGUUAAUUGUGAAUUUCAAGCAAAGUAAUAUUCCCCUCUUGGAAAUGCAAUGAUGAUUUUAGGCCUAUAUGAAAAUUGUUGAUCUGUUUGUUUGUGUAGACUGAACUUUGACAACUCAGCCUACCGCUACAUCAUGAAGGAGGAUGAGGAAGAGCAAGAGAUUCUGCCCAUCACCUCAGACUUCUUCUUUGAGGUCUUCCCCUUCAACAUCGUCUUCAGACAGGUAAUCUGUUUAGUUACGUUUCUAAAUAGACAGAUGAAGAAUUGAGGUUUGUACAGCAGCUGUAAUUCUUUAAAUCUUUAGGACAUGGUGGUGCACAAUGUUGGCUCAGGCCUGGCUACAGUCUUCCCUGAUCUGGAUGGGAAGAAAAUCAAUGAUGCCUUCCUGCUAGCUCGCCCCCUAGUGGAGUUCACAUGGAACAUGGUAAGACCAUUAUCUACCUGUCCAGAGCCAGGUCAACUUAGGCCAUAUACAUCAGCUAAUAUUCUGUGUAAAAUAACCAACCUUGUGCAGGAUAAUGACAACUGAGUGAUCUAUUUCUAGAUCAUUUCCCACCCCAAUAACCUGUUUGAGAUCAUGUCCAAGGAGCCUGUGAAGAGAGAGAGGAACCUUCACAAUCGAGUCCAGAGUAAGAGUGGGAGCCAUGCAAACGCUCGCAGGGGUGUGUUUCUGGUGUGCAAAGACUUGCUGGCUAGUGGUCAGAUCUACAGUAUGUCACUGUAGUCAGUUGGAAAAAACACACUUCAAAUUUUUAUUGCAACGAAGAGCAGGCAUGCCAUAGCAUUAAAUUUGUUCCUAUGUGUAAGCUCAACUUUAAUCCUUGAAUAUUUUGCUAAAGCUUGAAGUUGCAGAAAUUGAAGAAUUUUGUGAUGCAUGGAAUUGAUCCAUAUCCUUGUGUAAUGAGAACGUGUCUCUGAUUGUUUUCCCUUUCUUUCCACAGAUUCUGACUAUGAAAAUGCUAAUCGCUCUGCAGAUGUAGACGUGGAGCUUAUGGCUUUCCAGUCAAUCAUUGGAGAUGAUUACAAAGGUCCUGACCACUCUGUUUUCGAGAAAAAAGACACAUAGAAAGACCAGAGCAUACAGUAACUGAUCAAGUCUGAUUGGUAUAGAAAAAAAAAACCCAACAACUGUCAAUAUAGUUAAUCAUUUUGGGAAAUACACUUCUUUGCUUUCUUGGAUAAAGACAUUAAAUUGUUGCAAGCAUGUAAGUUACUAACAUGACUGUAUGUCUGAGUGGAGCUACAGCUGGAAAACUUAGCGAAGUAUAAAAAAAGAGGAAAAAUGUUUCUCAGAUGUGUCCAAAAGUAAAGGAAGAACACAUCUCCUACCACGUCUGCACAGCACCUUUCGACUCAGUGUUUUUAACAAGUGAUUUAUAAUUCUACCCCUUUUGCAAACUUUCAAAAAGCUACCACUGACCACUCCAGGAAGUCAAUACUUCCAUCCUAGAGAAAGAGCAAGUGAAAACAAGUGGAAAGCUCAACUAUUUAUCCACAUUUUACAGUUUGGCCUGUGCCAAUCAGCUGCAAACAGCUUCUUGUUGAAUUCAGAGCUAUGAGGGUGAUACUUAGACCCUACAACACUACGUCUUUAAAAAACAUAACUGCUACACUAUGGUAAUGCGAUUUACACAGGACUGAUAAUUUAACCCAUAAUGCUUGUAUGAAUGUUUGUCUUGCUGAUGUUGCAUCCUACUCCUCUGUUAGACGGUAACAGCGCUAAUGCCAUGGAGAGCUGGGGUGAUGGGAGCCGCUGUCUGAAACUAAAAGGACAGAUGAGAUACAUGCCAGAGUGGGAAUCCAUCAUCUUUCUGGGAACCCCUGUGUAAGACCCACAUACACUCAAGCUAAUAGAAAAGCCUAAUAUCUUUAUUGAAAAGCUGCAGCAGAAAAGUUUAACAUUCGACAAAGCAGUGAGAGCUAAACUGAAUUACAAGGCUGAAAAUAAAAGGCUGGGCAGGGAAUCAAAUCAGGGCCCCAUUCUAACAGCACUUACCAUGCAUGAAAUGAGCUGCUAAUUAGCUUGUAAUCAGACAGUGCAGCUCUUGUGAGCCUAAUGAGAACCCAUUUGCAACUGAGAGUGUUUUCCGCUGACUACAUUACCAAAACAUCUCCCUCCUCUUCUGACACAUUUUGUUUUGCAAGUAAAUGCUCUUAUGCCUGUAUUGACAAAACAGCUGAAUGUUAACUGCCAUAUAACGCUACUUAAAUAAAUUAUUCUUUAGAAAAUAUUGCCCCAAAUUGCAGCCUUUCAUUUCCUCGUUUUUAAAGAAAAAGCUUUUUCUUUUCCUUAAAAGAUUCAGUAAUUGAUUAAGCGAAUAUUAUUGUUGUUGUCAUUUGAGUCAUUUGAGUUUUAAUGGACCUAUUUUUACGUGUGUGUGUCUCUAGGAUGGAGAGUCUGAGUGCUAUGUUUAAGACCGGCUUGUACAUCAAUGACCUGAGCAUGCAUGACUCCAGCAGAGACCUGGUAUUGGCAGGCACCCAGCAGUCAGAGGAGCUGAAGAGAGCCCUCAUACAGGUUGACUGCGACUAUUGCAGCUUUUUUUUGUUUGUGUGAUCAGCUCACCUACUGUUCCGCAUUAUUUAAAGUUGCUCUGAUGCCUGUCUUGCAACCCAAGAUCAUCUACCCCCUGCAGAUGUGUGAUGUUAGAAGUAGAUCCAAACUUCAAGCGUUGUUCUUUCUUUGUUCUUCCCUUUUGUGAGUUCAGGAGCAAAAGAAGUCUAGCAAACUGGAGGAGAGCAUGAAGAUGUUGGACUAUGAGAUGAAGAAGACUGAUGAUCUUCUGUACAGGAUGAUUCCCAAGCCAGUGGCUAAGAGGCUGCGCAAAGGAGAGCCAGCUGUUAACACUUGUGAGGUCAGGAUUGAAAAUACUGCAAUUUGCCAAAGUGAUUCAACACCUCGGCUGCCAAGAUUGACUACGUUAACAUUUGCUGGCCCAUGAAAGAAGAAACUUUCACAACUUAACAUUUAAAGAUGAACAGAUAAUCAGAUAUAGAGUACUUUAGGCUCCAUGCUCGUCUGCAUGGUUUACAAAUCAACAGCAGCUAAACAAAUACACACUCAUACAAAUCUUCACAAGACUAUCUGAACCUCCUUAAAUUUUCAGUUUCUUUGACAGUUGCCUCUUGGUGAUGCACACCAGCCUUGACACAAAACAUGAGUCAUAAAUGCCCACCUUGCUCACCUGUGUGUGUUUGUGGAGCACACCAACCUUCGUACUCACUUAUUCUUGUCUCUUUUUCCCCAGGUGUUCCCAGAUGUGACAAUUCUUUUCAGCGAUGUGGUGGGAUUCACUCGCAUCUGCAGCCACAUCACUCCAAUGCAGGUGGUCUCCAUGCUCAACACCAUGUACACGCUGUUUGAUACGCUCAGUGAGAAGCACCGCGUCUUCAAGGUGUGUGUUUAUUGCCCAGAUGUUCAAUAUAUUUUCCUCAGUGUAGCUCCUCUAAGGCUGCUGUAUGUAUCUUAUCUUUAAAAAACAAGGUUGAGACUAUUGGAGAUGCCUAUAUGGUGGUGGCAGGUGCCCCGGAGAAGACUAAAUACCACGCCCAUAAUAUCUGUGACAUGGCUCUGGACAUGGUGCGCUCCAUAGAUCACCUGAAAGACCCCUCCAAUGGCAAUAACAUACAGAUUCGUGUUGGUAGGUAAAACAUGUUUGGUACUAUUAUUGUGUUUAUGUUGAUGUUUGACUGGCUGUUGUUACUUAUUUUGGUUGCAGGGAUCCACUCAGGGAUGGUCGUGGCAGGCGUGGUGGGACAUAAGAUGCCACGUUACGGCCUGCAUGGUGACACUGUUCACACUGCUUCUGCCAUGGAGAGCAAUGGAAAGGUUCGUGUGUAACAGAUGUUAGUAAGCAAUAAGGCUGAAAGGAAAUGACAGGAGGGACCAUUUUCUGUGAUUUACUUUCUUUCUUUCUUCAUCCCACUCAGGAAAUGCACAUUCAGCUCAGCAGCGCCACCUACGAGCACCUCAAAGGCAGUCACUUCAUUUUUGAAAGGAGAGGCAUCAUUACCAUCAAGGUGAAGAGUCACAGCUGUUACCACAGCAACUACAUCCACAAUAACUGCAUUGACUCAUCAUCCUAAAGACCUGUAAUUAGUAUGUGUUGCUUUAAAGCAUGAGUUUCACAACAGCCGUGACGCUGGUUUUAUAAAUGCAGCACCAUCGUAAUCUACCUGAGACCUUACAUUCGAGUGGAGGCUUGAAAUGAGAUCGAAUAAACACUUCUGAAUCUGAACAUUUUAAACAACAGAGGCUCAAAAUGUCUCAGCUCUGGGAAUCAGAACAUUUAGUAUUCAGAGUGGGUAGUCCACUUGUUGAUUUGCCAGCUCAUUUUAUCACUAGGUUUGACUUUGAGGGAGAACAUUCACUGAUGAUGACAGCACAGCGACUACCAAAGAUUUCUGAGGCAGCUGAUAUGAGUGACAAUCUCAACAAAGCAAGGCUGACUAACUUCAUGAGGGAUUUUGAUUCCACAGAUAAUCUACCACCUGCCAAUUUAUUCCCCAUUGUAACCAAGUUUAUUUAUUUGAUUGUAUGUUUUAUUUGCUGCCCUGGUUUCUCCCUCCUUCCACAUACAGGGGAAUGUUGAAAUUGAGACAUACUGGCUGAAAGGAAAGAGGGACAAAGAUGGCAAUGCUCAAGCAGCAUGUCCUCAGUUUGAGACCCAGACUAUCAGCAAGGCCAUUAGCAAAGCCACCAUCUCAGCUCCUGAGGAGACAGGUGAUGAGGAAGGACUGGUAAGGAAAGGAUUGACAGACAUUGCUCGAAUGGUUUACACACUCAUUUUGCUUCAUUUCCAUCGUCAUCACCAUCUUUGAUUUCCUCACUCCCUUUCUACCUUUGCCCCGAGGUUUUUCCACUUGUGGCUGGCGAGGAUGAGGAUGAUGUCAAGUCUAUUCGCUCACAUCGUAUAAAAAUGGAGAUAUCAGGCCAUUCUCUGGAGGAGUCCAUGGAGGAGAGCCGUGUGGAGGAGAUGUCAGUACAUAAGGUGAGAGAGAAAAUUGAACGCAAGUAUAUUUUACAUGUUUUACUCCUACACUUUUAAUGGCACAGAUUUAAAUUCUUUUAAUUUUCACAAUCCCUUUGACUCCUCUGAGGGUUAUUUUUGACUACUAGUGCUUCAUUUUUCUUUUUGUCAUGUAACCAGCAUUUAUUAAUGUGCUGUCCCCCCCAGUCCCACUUUAAGGAUGCUUUGCAGGAUGGCCUCCAGGACCCUCACUUGGAAAUGGACUCACCUGAAUCUGAUGGCAGAGACUCCAUCAUGGAGUCCCGAAGCAGCUCCUGUGACUCCCACUCCUCCAAGAGUGCCAUGUGCACCCUGUCAUAAGCUAAGUUAUGCUACUGCUGGUAAUAAAUGAUUGUUUCUAAAGCACUAAAUUUUAGGGCAAAUACCAAAUAAGAAUGGAGGAUUAUUUUUGCCAUUAUAAGAAUCUAACAAUGCUUUGUUGUAUAUUAACCAGACAGUAUUGCUUCCUGUGACCUGUAAUGGAGUUUUAGUAGCAUUAAAACCAGAUAUCAGAAGAAAGGCUAAUCAAGACUGAUUAUUUAUUAGUGGAAGAUUCAAGGGAUGAUGUAGAAAGAUUUGAAUCAGUAUUCUAGUGAGUUUUAAACAAGCUACACCAUAGUAUAAGUUAACUUUAAAAAGUUACCUGAAGUGUGUUUACCUCCAAUGUCAUGUUGUGCCAACUUAAUUUGUAUUGUAAGGAAUAGAAGCACUAUUUUUUUUGAUGUUUCAGAUGACAGCAGCGUUUAGCAGCCCACUGCUACAUUAUGUUUAAUUGCUGCUUUUUAAUUCCAGAGGCACUGUGGUCUGUGCCUACUGAUAAUUUUUCCACUGAAUAUCAAUUUUUUUAUUCAGGUUGUAGACUAAUUGUCAUUGGCAAAUUCAUCAGGCAAUACCAAGCUAGUGUUUUAAUGCACUGCCAAACCAUUAGUGCUUAUUUAACCAUGACAAUAUAUAAGUCAAUCAAAGCUAUUGCUUCUAAUUUUACACUUUAACGAGUUUGAAAAUUUGCAUCAGAGCUUUAUCUAACCCAUGGGAGAUCACACACUCAACAACACUCACAAUCUGUCACCAUAAACAGGUUCAGUCAAUGUUUUGGUGUUCAUCCAUCAUGUAAGAGCUUUUAAAAUAAGACAAAUGUCAUCUGUGUUUGAUUCAGCUGGACACAAGCUCAGUUCAUUCCUGCACUGUUUUAUUCUGCUGGGUCUUGUAAAUUUGACAUCUUGUUUCAUCCCCUGAGAAGAAUCACUCUGAUUCCUCUACCCUGCUCCCCCUGCCUCUCUCCCUACUCUCCCUUCAUCUUGCAUGUCUGAAUUCAUUGUUCUAUAUCAGUCCUGUCAAAUACACAGCCAAGGCACGAUGUAAAUGCUUGUCAGCUCAGUGAAAAUAAAACAAGAUGACUGCUGA
This is a messenger RNA of Xyrichtys novacula (pearly razorfish), 8211 nucleotides long. The record is from the annotation of a GenBank genome assembly. NCBI's taxonomy places the organism in Eukaryota, Metazoa, Chordata, Actinopteri, Labriformes, Labridae.